Clonostachys rhizophaga is the source of this 1779-nucleotide messenger RNA. Lineage: Eukaryota; Fungi; Ascomycota; Sordariomycetes; Hypocreales; Bionectriaceae. The record is from the annotation of a GenBank genome assembly.
AUGUCUACAACGAUGGAAAAAUACUCUGCUUCAAGUGCAUUCUUCGAAUCCCUUGCAGAGGCCGGAAUAAACUAUGUCUUUGUCAAUCUUGGAUCUGACCAUCCUGCCAUCAUGGAGGCAUUGGCAAAGGAUAGCAAAGGAACAAAAUUUCCCAAAUAUGUUGCUAUGUCAAUGGCCGACGGUUUUGCUCGUUUGACAGGUAAACCUCAGUGUGUCUUGGUGCACGUUGAUGUGGGCACGCAAAUGCUCGGGUGUGCUAUGCAUAAUGCAUCUAUUGCCCGCUGCCCAGUUCUUGUAUUCGCUGGCCUAUCUCCUUUCACCAUUGAAGGAGAAAUGCGCGGUUCUCGCACAGAAUACAUCCAUUGGCUGCAAGAUGUGCCCGACCAGAAGCAAAUCGUGGCGCAGUAUUGCAGGUAUACUGGUGAAUUCAAGACCGGAAAGAACAUCAAGCAAAUAGUCAAUCGGGCGCUCCAACUUGCCAACAGUGGUGCCAAAGGCCCUGCAUACUUGGUCGGGGCCCGCGAAGUGAUGGAAGAAGAAAUCACGCCCUACUAUCUUGAUCAAACGCUCUGGGAACCUGUGGCUCCUAUAGGACUUCCUCAAGAGGGCCCAGAAACCAUCGUGUCUACGCUUUCUAAAGCUGAGAAGCCGCUCAUAAUAGUCGGGUACUCGGGCCGCAACCAUGCCACAGUGCCUCAGCUAGUGAAGCUUGUUGAAUCGAUUCCUGGAGUUAGAGUUCUGGAUGCUCUGGGUAGCGAUGUGUGUUUCCCUUUCUCCCACCGAGCAUAUUUGGGAGUACGGAUUGGAAAGCACGAGGCGAUCCGCGAUGCAGAUGCUAUUGUGAUUUUGGAUUGCGAUGUCCCAUGGAUUCCCACACAAUGUCAAACAAGACCAGACUGCAGGAUUAUCCAGAUCGACAUCGACCCUUUGAAGCAAAACAUUCCAGUCCACUAUGUGCCUGCUUUCCGCAGGUAUCAGGCAGACUCUGAAACCGCUCUCCGGCAGAUCAAUGACUAUAUCGCUUCCCACCCAGAUCACUCUCGUCUUUCACAGCUUGAGCCAUGGGUGUCCCGUUGGGAAGCUCUAGGACAGGACUGUCGACAGCGAUUAGAGCAAGUGACGAAGCUUGCGGCUCCCCCUUCAGGAGGAAACCAUCUGCCACCGUCUACUUCCUAUCUCUGUUCACAGCUCAGACAGUCAUGCCCAGCAGACACUAUUUGGUGCAUAGAAGCUGUUACAAACGCCAUGUACGUCUAUGACCAGCUACAGGUCGAUAAGCCUGGUCAUAUCGUCAACGGCGGGGGCGGCGGUCUAGGCUGGUCUGGAGGUGGUACCAUUGGUGUUAAGCUUGCCACAGAUUGGCUUUCUGGGGGGGCGGGCAAGGGUAAGUUUGUUUGCGAGAUUGUCGGAGACGGUACCUACAUGUUCGGAGUUCCGUCGACGGUUUACUGGAUUGCCCGGAGGUACUCGCUUCCAACAUUAACAGUUGUUUUGAGCAAUAAAGGAUGGAAUGCUCCCAGGAACUCGAUGGAACUGGUGCACCCUCAUGGAUAUGGAUCCAAAAUUUCGAAUGAGGAGCUGAAUAUUUCCUUCUCGCCCACACCAGAUUUUUCGGGUAUUGCUAAAGCAGCAGCUGGAGGAAAUGCUUGGGCAGGUGUGGUAGAGAGCGCCGAUGAUGUCCAGAGACUACUCCCGGAAGCUAUUGCCGCGGUGAAGAGUGGGAUAUCUGCUAUUAUGGAGGUGCGCCUUGCAGGCUCGUGGGGUGCAGGUAAAUUGUAG